AUGGAUUCUAAGCAGUUGGAGAUUGUUUAUGGGAAACGUUCACCCUUUAAUAACACUGAAGCUUUAAAAAGACUUUCAAAAUUAAAUGAAUCUUCAAUGUUGGAAGGAAUGGAAAGGGAUAUACACCUAAUUUCUGAACUUCGUUCCUGGGAACUUAAACGAAGAAGGGAUGUUGUAUUAUCGCCUAUUGUCAGUGCUCCUUUUGUUUUGGCAGCACCAAUACUUAGUCAAGCAGUUGUUCUCUCUCCUGUAGUUCUUUCACCGGUCAUUUUAACACCAGCCGUGCUUGGACCUUUUAUUCUUUCUCCAUGGGUUUUUAUUCCCGUCAUAUUGUCCCCACGUGUUUUAUCUCCACUUAUUUUGAAUCCUCUCAUCUUUUCUCCAGUGGUUCUUUCACCUCUUGUAUUGCACCCUUUUGUUCUAUCCCCGGGAGUUUUUAAUCCUUUUGUACUCAGCCCUCUCGUAUUGUCUCCGUUUAUUCUUUCUCCACAAGUUUUUACACCGUUGAUUCUGUCGCCGAUGGUUCUUAAUCCUUUAAUUCUGAAUCCAAUGGUUGGUUCUCCUCUAGUACUGUCACCCUUCGUGCUUUCACCGUUGGUCCUCUCACCUCAAGCACUUUUUGCCUUGGUUUUAUCUCCUUAUGCACUUUCUCCUAUUAUUGAAAGCAAAUUAUUCGCUACAAUUUUACUUUUUUCACCUAGCUUUCUUAGUUAA
Meloidogyne enterolobii is the source of this 714-nucleotide messenger RNA. Lineage: Eukaryota; Metazoa; Nematoda; Chromadorea; Rhabditida; Meloidogynidae. The record is from the annotation of a GenBank genome assembly.